AUGUCCACAGAACUUACUGGGACGCAAGCGCCCUCAGAGGGAAAGUGGGAGAGGUUUGACUUCGGUUGGCUGCAGGGCCACACAGCCGAGGCCUUCCAGCGAGCGAGCGCUUGGCUCCCUCAUAUCGGUGUCGAGCCGAGCAGGGUGGAUGUCGACACGAAGCCCCUCUCCACGGAAGGGGCAAGGAUAUUUCGUGCAGACGCCAACCGGACUUUCCGAAGUGAGCCGAAUCGUCUCAUUUGUAUCAAGCUGCUUUCCUUCUCUCAGCAGAAGUUCGGAGAUUACCAGCAGUCCCUGGGGUAUGUUGCAGGCUUGCUGCUGUUGUUCUUCGAUCCAGCCACCUGCUUCAAGGUCUUGACUGUCCUCAAUGACAGUCCAAAGUAUUUGCCUGGAUACUGGCGUGGAGAGGCAACUGCCUGCGCUGUCGAUGGGUAUGUGUGCGAGAGCUUGCUGAAACAGCACCUCAGACAACGCUUGAAGGAGCUUGGACUGCUGCCAGAGACCUUCGUGCAGAAGUGGUUUGCCGGGCUUUGCAUCCACCAUCUCCGCUAUGGCGUCCUUUUCGACUUCUUGGACAACUUCUUCCGAGAUGGCAACGCUUACUUGUUUCAGUUCUUUCUGGCCUUCUUCGAUGAGUUUGAGGCCGAGAUCAUGAAUGCGGCUAACAACCCAGAAGCCAACAUGCUGAUACGCUUUGAAUCCGCUCCGCAAGAGCGCCUGGCGAAGGUUGUGAAGGCAGCCACCGAGGAGAGAUAUACCGAGAGAGUGAAGUCGCUGAAUGUUCAUCAGUGUCGCAUUACAGCCUUUCAGGACACGCUGUCACGAAGGCUGCAAAGUGCCAAUGAGGGUAUGUGGCAAAAGAUGGACGAUGGCAUUACCUUCUCGGAUGAAGAAGAUGGAUGA
Symbiodinium natans is the source of this 903-nucleotide messenger RNA. NCBI's taxonomy places the organism in Eukaryota, Dinophyceae, Suessiales, Symbiodiniaceae. The record is from the annotation of a GenBank genome assembly.